CUCUGUAGAAAAGUGGCCUACCCAACCAAAACACAGAAGCGUGUGUUUGGAGAAGGAGAAAGACAAAUGGCCGAGGUAAAUCUGGAGAUAGCGGCUUCGGCUAGCAUACACUUGGUCUGCGCCUUUCUCGCAAUGGAGCCGCCUCAAGUCCUAAUCUCGUUGGCUCGAGUCUGUGGAGAUGGGUCAAUUGCACCGGCUGUACAGAAAUUCAUAUGGGAUCACUGUUUAAGCAAAGAUGGAUUGAAGUCCCAUGGACCAUACAUGAAAUCAUUUCUGAAGAAGCUUAUUGCAGAAGUUGAAGUUGAAGGCAUUGACGUGCUGGAUGAAUUAUAUGAACAUCUUGCACUUUAUAUGACUUCAAUUAAGGAUGUUCAUCUAGAGAAGGGAGACAAAAGGGUCUUGAAACAGGUUUCAUUUAUUUUUCCUGAUGAUUAUUACAAGUCUCCAAUCUUUGAAGAAUCUAGGAAACUAGUUGUUCCACUGCAAUGUUCAGUCAACAUGCUGGAAGGUGACACUGGGUGUUCAAUUUGGCCUGCUAGCCUCUAUUUAUCGGAGUUUAUUAUCUCCUUCCCAGAAAUAUUCUCUGGUAAAUCUUGUUUUGAGGUUGGAUCAGGUGUUGGUUUAGUUGGAAUUUGUCUUGCCCAUGUAAAUGCAUCCACGGUGAUGUUAAGUGAUGGUGACCUAUCAACACUAGCAAAUUUGAAGCUUAACUUGGAGCUGAACAAGCACAUAAUCAGAACAGAUUCGGUAAGGUGCAUCCAUGUACCAUGGGAAUCUGCUAAUGCAAAUGAUCUUAAGGAGAAUCGACCUGAUAUAAUUUUGGGUGCAGAUGUAAUAUAUAACCCCGAAUGUCUCCCACACCUGGUUCGAGUAUUAGGUUGUCUAUUAAACCGUGAGAAAUCUUCAUCUACAGUUCAGAGUCGUCCUGUGGCUUAUAUUGCUUCGGUCAUCAGAAACAUCGAUACAUUCAAUCUGUUUCUUGUGCUGGUAAAGGAAGCAAAGCUUUCUAUUGAAGAUAUAACAGAAAAAGGCUCUAAACCUAUGAAUUUGCUCCCUUAUAUGCAUUCAUAUGAUCGCUCAAGUUUACGAUUGUUUACCAUCACGAUGGAUAUAACAAGUUGUUGACAUUUUACUCCAAAUGAAACCAUUCUUGUCAGGAUUGAGAGUAUUGGCUUUGUUUGGCUAGCUGAUCACUCUUUUCUUCAUUUGUGACUUGCAAUUUUGUUAGAUUGACAUGGUUUUCUUAACUUAAGCCGAAAAAUAUUGGUUGGGUUUUAAAA
Molecule: messenger RNA, 1280 nt
Organism: Impatiens glandulifera
Lineage: Eukaryota; Viridiplantae; Streptophyta; Magnoliopsida; Ericales; Balsaminaceae
Exons: 10
Coding region: 67-1125 (352 amino acids)
Source: RefSeq, a predicted model, not a curated record